AUGCUGGGGGCAUUGGACCACAACGCCACAGAUACCCUUCAGAGCUUUCAGGAUGCACUACAGCGGGCGCAGCAGGCCCUGCAGCACGAGGAGUUGCGCCUAGCUCAACUCACACAGACGGUUCGUCAGCAGCAUGAGAGUAACUGUGCUAGACGCGAAGUGAUCCGCAGCCAACAACAGCAGCACCUGGAGGCAAUUCGACGGGAGAUCAUGCGGGUCCGCUCUCACGUGGAGCGGCAGAAGGAGGAGGUGGAGGCGCAGCAGCAGCACGUUGAAGCGGUUCGGCGUCCGCGGCACGAUGCGGAGGCGGAGAGCCGUGCUCACAAGGAGUCUCUACAGCAGCUGCAGCGGCAGUACCUCGUCGAUUCUGUGGCUGUGCACGCCGAGUUGAUGCAGUGGUGGCAGCCACAGAACAGCCUAACGUCUCUGGAGGCACAAGCGGCGCGCAAGGCGGAGGAGGUGGCGGCCCUGCAGGGUGCUGUGCAGGCGCUGCAAGGGCAGUUGCGUGAGCACACAGGGGAGCAUGCACCGAGGACAGAAGCAUCUCUGCAGAGGCAGCUGAAGGACACGGGGGACGAGACGACGGAGGUGACACUCGAUACAGACAGCGGUGAUGCUGUGAGGAACGCAUCGGCGUGCCUGGAGCAACAAUUUAUGCAGCAGCGGGAGGAACGGGAUACGUUUGCGCGCCACUCUACCGACACACUGACGCUGCGGCGUGGGGAGGUGGAGCAGCUGAAGACGCGCCUCAAGCAACUCUGCGCUGACGUGGAGGCGGCGGAUGCGGCGCAGCAGACGGCCCAGCAGGAGUUUCACUCUGCCCUGAAUCUUCAGAGCGACGCCCGUCUGCGCUGCGGCAUGUGUGGGAAGGAGGUCGUGGACUCCUUCGUGUCAUAA
Molecule: messenger RNA, 897 nt
Organism: Trypanosoma rangeli
Lineage: Eukaryota; Euglenozoa; Kinetoplastea; Trypanosomatida; Trypanosomatidae
Exons: 1
Coding region: 1-897 (298 amino acids)
Source: RefSeq, a predicted model, not a curated record